AUGAGUACAAAUAAAAUUAGUAUUUAAGCUUCCCCUCUCUCAUAAUCAAAGAAGACGAUAUGCUUACGAAGAAAUUUAAAUAGUUAAGAAAGAAAUAUGAACAAGGAUUAACCAAAGCAAUUGCCUCCGCUUAAUUAAUAAAAAAGUUAUCUAGAUCUAAUCUCCUAAUAAACAAAAUCAUUUAUUUAACAAACUCCACCUUAAAAUAAAAAUGAAAAAUAAUUAAUCUUUGAUAAAUAAUAACAACUUUAACAAAGUCAAGGCAUGUUUUUUUAACAAACCUAAUCUAAUGCAAGACCUCCUAAACCAUAAAUAACCUAACAAACAACAAAUAAUUGCAUAAAACAGACUUUAUAAAACGCUCAAAAUGAAAAUUAAAUAACUAAUAUCCAAUAUCAAUAAUAGAAUUAAAUUGAAGGCAUUGCGAAUAAGUAAUAAGAAUAAUAUUGCAAUAGCAAAAUCACUCUUUAAUAGGAAAUUUCUAUCCUACAACCAGAAUAAACCAUAAAACAAUAAAUAAAUGAAAUAACAUCUCCAAUCAAUUCAUAGGAACCAUAAUCUCAAGGUUAAUUUAUGAAUUCGAAUCACACUGUGCCGACCAUAACAAAAUAAUCGAGAAGCAAAUAAUUUCUAAAAAAAUAAUUAAGCAAUGCUUUUAAGGUUAAAACAGAAAAUUUUCAUUCAUAGCCAUAGGAUUUCUAAAUUCCUUAAAAUAAUUGUGAGAAUGGAGAUAAUAAUUAAGAAUCAUUGUAGAAUUUUUAUUCUGGUAGAAAAAUAAAUUACCAGACAGAAAUUGAUUAAAAUCCUGAUAAUCAAUAAAGAUAAAAAUAGUCUUGUGAUGCUAACCAAUUUAGAAUUAAAAGUUCUAAACCUGAUCACUAAGAGUUAAAUAACCAAUAAUAAAGACCAAAGGAAAACAGAAUAGAUUAGAUUAGGCAUGUUUCAAGUCCAAAUCCAGGUCCAAAUGUUCAAUGCCUUAAGGAGAUAGUGGAUUCUUAAAGUAUUAAUUAAAAUCAAAACAAUAUUAAUGAAAAUUAAUUACCUUAAGAAAAAGAACUAAAGCUUUCUAAUUAACUUUAAUAAAUAAUUUAAAAUAAUACUAAAUACUUAUUUUUCAAGUGUUAAAACGAAGGUUAAAAUUGUAAUUAUUUUUGUAUUGUGACUAAUUUUCAUAAUUAAAAUUAUUAUUGCCCAAACUGUGACAAGUUUAGUGUAAAAGCUGAUUUUAUUUAGAAAAAGUUAACUUUGUAAUGUGGUCACACUUUAACCUGUUAUGAUAUCAUGAAAAUAGUUUAAAAUGCAAUUAAAAUUGAAUAACAUGCUCGUUGUAGUGAAUGCAAAUCGGAGUUAGAUUAUAAACUCAUUAAAUGCUUCGAUAAAUCUAAAUACUAUAUUAAUCUAAAAUUAGAAAUCGAUAUUUAACUUUUGAAGCAGUCAAUACUGAAGAAUACAUAAUUAAGAAUUGCCAAGUGCACAGGAUCUGAUUGUAAUUUUUAUACUAUAUGGGAUUCUAAAAAAAAUUAAUUACUUUAAGGAUUUUGUAUUUCCUGUAAUUCGAGAGUUGCAUUUAUUAUGGAUGAUAAUUAAAAUUUACCUUACAAGGUUAAUUGUGGACAUGAACUAUCAAAAUAAAGAUUAUUAGGAUUAGCUUCUGAUGCGCUAAUUAGAAGGAAUUUCGCUAAAUGCCCAUAAUGCCAAAUUUUUAUAUCAUUAAAGUUCUUUUAGUAAGUUUAAUCUUACGGACUUUAAUACGUUGAAUAAGCUUGCAAAAGAUAAUUAGAAAUAAUUAAAUAGUAAUUUUAUGAUAAGUAGGAGGUUGUGCUUUCUUAAUGUAGUACCUAGGGAUGUAGUUUUUUUUAUGUAUUUCAAAACAAAACUAUUUGUAAUUCUCAAAAGCAGUAUAUCUUCUCUAAAUAAUUUAAUUUGAAUAAUUAAAAGAUAUUUAGUUUUUGUCCUUAAUGUUAAUAAUUUUCAAUUUCUAAUGAUUGGAAAUCAAGAACAAAAUUACAAAAGUAAUAAAAAAUGCAAUUUUAAUAUUCUUGA
This is a messenger RNA of Paramecium octaurelia, 2043 nucleotides long. Lineage: Eukaryota; Ciliophora; Oligohymenophorea; Peniculida; Parameciidae. The record is from the annotation of a GenBank genome assembly.